CGGGCCUAUUGCCGAAUUCCAUCAAAUAAAAUAAAUACAUGUCCGAAACAGUGCAGCAUUCUGACUAAUAGCUUCGGACACCAAAACCCGCGAUGAAGUUUUCGGUAGCAGCUUGUCUUCUCCUGGCAAUAGGUGCUCACUCCACUCCCAUCGAUCAUCGCCGUAGUCUGGUGUUUGACGCUAACGGGAAUCUACACCUUGUCAACGCCGACCCCUACAGCACGGUUAACGCUGAGUUGGAACCACUGUUUACGGCUGAAACCGACAUCGUCUUCCGGCUGUUCACCCGUUCAAAUCCGGUUCACGCACAAAUACUGCAAUGGAAUGACGCUGCAUCGAUCCACAACUCGAACUUUAAUCCGGCACACCCAACCCGGUUCACCAUUCAUGGCUGGAAUGGAGACGGAUCUUCUGGGUUACAUAGCAAUAUCCGCAGCCAUUAUUUCACCGUCGGUGAGUUCAACACAAUCAGUGUCGACUGGGGUGUUGGAGCGCAAACUAUCAACUACAUUACGGCCAGAAAUCGCGUAGACGCAGUCGGAGACGUGGUAUCUCGGAUGAUUAACACGUUGGUGUCCGCUACUGGGAUUUCCCGAAACAGUAUCAGUAUCAUCGGUCACAGUUUGGGAGCUCAUGCUGCAGGGAACGCUGGUAAAUAUCAGGCCGGUCAAAUGCACACAAUCGUCGGUUUGGAUCCCGCUGGGCCACUAUUUUCGCUGGGCCAAUCGGACAUCAUGACUCCAGGCGAUGCUCAGUACGUGGAAGCCGUAUUCUCCAACGCCGGUACGCUGGGAUUCGAUCUUCCGCUGGGUGAUGCCAACUUCUACCCGAACGGAGGACGUUCGCAGCCCGGUUGUGGCAUUGACAUUGCGGGUAACUGUGCUCACUCGCGAUCGCAUGAAUUGUUUGCUGAGUCCAUUUCGAGUACGGUUGGGUUCCGUGCAACCCGAUGUGCAUCUCAUGACGAAGUCUUGAGCGGUGGUUGUACAUCCAGCGGGCCGGAUGCCAGGAUGGGGGGCGAACCGUCGAACCAUGGUCGGGGGGUGAAUGGCAUUUUCCGGUUUAGUACGAACUCGGCUGCGCCGUUUGCACAGGGAUGAAUUUUCAGCUGACAGAUUGAAUAUGCAUACUGGGUAUGUUGAGAUUUGCACAAGUGUUUCAUAAGUUAGUUAAUCAACUUCAUUUGUUAUGUACUGGCUGUGAUGGCAGAUAACAGAUAUCUAAGUUAGAACAUGUUAAGAAAGUAUUUAAAUAAAAAUACAUUAUAAAAUACGUUAUACUCAUAUGAGCUACCGAAAAUAAUAGUCGCAAGGAUAGAUGAUGCUUCGCAAAACCCGUUUGAAACAUAUUAAAAUAUAAAAAUCGGAAAUAAACUACAAGCAUAAAAAUCGGACAGAAAUCCUUUCGCAUAAGAAUCGCUUAAAAAGUUUUCACCCAUAAAACUCGGCAAGGAUGAACCUCCAGUAUAAAAAUCAUUUAAAAAUAAAUAAAUCGCUCGUAGGAGCAUUCGUAUAUCUUGAUGUUCAAGAUUAAAAAUCGGCUAACAAAAACUACUUUGUAAGAAUCGGAUAUAUUUCUUUCCGGUUUUUUUACUGAAGGUUUUUUUUAUCCGACUCUUACAAAGAAAUGUCCCAGUCCGAUUUUUAUGCUUGAAGUUUCUAUCUGGUUUUUAUAUUCUAAUAUAUUUUAAACGGGUUUUACGAAGCAUGUUAUGUCUUUGCGACUUUUAUUUUCGGUCGCUCAUAUAGAAGACACAGUGGCUGACAGCACCCAACGGCAUACUAUGCCUUCCAUUUGAGACUUGGUUUGAGAAAAUCGGUUCAAUCAUCAUCGAAAUAUCGCAGUGUUUUUUUUUUCGUCAAAACCUGUUUUAAAUCACCUAGUGGUGCAAUUGUGCCUUUCUCAAUCAU
Molecule: messenger RNA, 1910 nt
Organism: Topomyia yanbarensis
Lineage: Eukaryota; Metazoa; Arthropoda; Insecta; Diptera; Culicidae
Product: pancreatic triacylglycerol lipase-like
Exons: 2
Coding region: 93-1100 (335 amino acids)
Biological process (GO): lipid metabolic process
Molecular function (GO): lipase activity
Source: RefSeq, a predicted model, not a curated record